CAGCAUUGCCCGUCUCUCAGUGCCUGUAUGCCUCCUGGGCCCAUGAAGGAACUCAAAAAUGGUGCCCCGGCGCUCGACUCUGAAGUGAAAGCGACAUCCGAGACUGCAAAUUCCGCAUUGAAAAAAGAGACUGCAACCCACUUGGAGAAUAUUGUCCGAGCACAAGCAGAUGCCGUCAACAGCCGUCAAAUUCUAGUGGACGAUUCAGCCUUCACUUCGCAUUGCACAGCAGAUUUCGUGCAUCUCGCCACUCCGCCCUGGCUGUGCGAGAGUUCGACCUUGCAAGAGACGCUCGAUCGUCUCAAGAGGACAUUCGUGGAAGAUCCGGAGUACAGAAUGGUCAUUACUGAUCUCAAUACGGAAAUUAUUGGUGGUCAUUGGGCACGCGUAUUUCUCAGUUUCGAGGCUCACGGCCAUCCACCAGGAAUGAUUCGACCAUUCAUGGCGAUCCAUCGUUUCCGGAAGGAUGAUGGGCAGUGGAAAUUGUAUGCCAUUGAGUCGACCACCGGAGUACUCUGAGGCAGGGGGAGCUCAAGGGACCUCUUCUAUAUCCGCAGACUUUGACAGCACCCACCAAUUUCCACUAAUAAGUGUUAUAUUCCCGAGCUUCGAGCUUUAUCGGUAUAACUACUCAUCCCCCAUGGGCAAAGAGUCGUUCUGCUCAUUUUCGUAUAUUCGUAUACUUCAGAGGCACGUUCGCAUAGCGAGCCCAUCAUUCCAUGCCCUACGUGGAAGUCACCACCAUUCUUGAUGACUGAUGCUUCUGGGACUCCGGUCAGGAGAAAUGGAUAGGGCAUGUCUGCUUGGAAUUACUUGCUCUCCGAGGCAUCGGUCUCUCACGUCGCAAUGGCCAGGUGAAAAAUUUUCAGUGAGAGUUGCUGUGAACGACCCCGAGACAUACCAAACAGU
Molecule: messenger RNA, 909 nt
Organism: Sphaerulina musiva SO2202
Lineage: Eukaryota; Fungi; Ascomycota; Dothideomycetes; Mycosphaerellales; Mycosphaerellaceae
Exons: 1
Coding region: 28-519 (163 amino acids)
Source: RefSeq, a predicted model, not a curated record